Letharia lupina is the source of this 858-nucleotide messenger RNA. RefSeq lists its product as uncharacterized. NCBI's taxonomy places the organism in Eukaryota, Fungi, Ascomycota, Lecanoromycetes, Lecanorales, Parmeliaceae. The transcript is spliced from 3 exons. The record is from RefSeq and is a predicted model, not a curated record. Gene Ontology annotation, biological process: regulation of DNA-templated transcription. Bases 1 to 858 code for a protein of 285 amino acids.
AUGGCUCAAGCAACAAGUCCGUCCAUGUCCUUGCAAGAUGGAAACUCGAAUGACCAUCAUCAUCCUCCACACAUUAAGUCUAACGCGGAUGUACCUGUAGAUCCAAACAUUGCUGCAUCAAGUCCUACCUACCCACCGUAUUCGCCAUACGCGCCCCACGACAUGAGUCAUUACCAAGGUCACCCACCGCCUGGAUACCCUCAACACUGGCCGCAGCAAUACGCUGGCCAUCCACAUGGAAUGCCUGGGGGACCAUACAGCUCGCCUGGGACAGGCGCUUCAGCCCAAGGAACCCCAUCCAGUGCCGGACCACGUUCGGGUCAGAAUCCUCACCCGCUUUCUCAGGUCUACUCUUUUGUUCCAAUUCCAGGUGCUCAACAACACAAGCGCCCUCGUCGCCGCUACGAAGAGAUUGAACGCAUGUACAAAUGUGGGUGGCAAGGAUGCGAGAAGGCAUACGGUACACUGAACCACUUGAACGCGCAUGUUACGAUGCAGUCGCAUGGCCAAAAGCGUACACCGGAAGAAUUCAAAGAAAUCCGAAAGGAGUGGAAGCAACGUAAAAAGGAAGAAGACAAUCAGCGCAAGGUUGAAGAAGAGAGAGCGCGCGCUGCAAACGGAGGCAGUGAACCAUCGGCCGACCCCAACCAACCUCCAGGAGGGCAGAACUACCCACCUGGACCAGGCCGGCCUCAGCUACCUCCGAUUGGAUACGCGCCAGCCAGUGGUCAAGUUCCAUCCGGCGGUUACCCAAGUGGAGUUGACCAAAUGUACCAGGCUCAGGGGAACGGCCAGGUCUACCAACAGUACCCGCACUCGCCCUACGGCCAAGGGCAACAAAUGUACGAAGAACCUUGA